AUGGUCAGCGUUGGGGAUAUGCCUUCGAGCUCAGAACUGAACAUUCCCGAUCCUCCGCCGUCGAGGCUGCUGGCGAUCAACUCAUUGGCUGAUAUGCACCUGAAAACCACAAACAUCCCAGUCAGCAAACACAGAAGCUACCACUCGCUCGUGGCGGUUAAGGAAAGUUUGAACGCAAAACUGAAGAUUCUGGGGCUUGAGAAGUGGAAACCGCCAAAGGAGGAGAAGUUCGAUACCGAGGAGCUACAGAAUGAUAAGAGAAUGCUAGAUAGAGAACUACGGCUGUCUCAGGCGCUGUUGGACCAGUUGGAGGCGGAAUUCCAGGAGAAACGGAGGAUGUACCGGAUUUUGGAGAAACAGGCCCUGGACGCCAGGUUUAGGUUAAGGCACUUGGAGUCGAGGUUCGAGCUGAAAGGGAAUAACAUAACGCUGAGGAUCCAGCACGAGGAACUGACAGCGGAGCUUCUGCUCAAGGAGAUGCAGAACAGACUCGAGGACGAGUUCAACAAGCAGCAAUUUCAGCUACGAAGCGAGAUCAUGGACUCGGCCAAUUUUGAGGACACAGAGGCGAUCAAUGAGAUUGAGGGGCUACUGAAGAAGAAGGCGGAGUUGGAAAGCCGUUUGGAGGAGGUAUCCAACGAGCGGGACGAGGCUAUCAGGAAAGAGAUUGAGUCGAACAAGCUGGAGCUAGCGGCUCUUCGGCUGGAGAACGAGAAAAAACAGGCCCAUUUGGCCGAACUUGAAGCGGAAUUGGAGGCUUUGACGAAACAGACCGAGGAGAAAGAAGCUGAGUUGGAGAGCAUACGGAAGGAGAUCAAGGCGUUCAAGGAGUCUUCCACUAGUGCCGAGGCUUCCACUGAGCACUUAGAAGAGACUCUUCAUCAGAAACGGGCCGAGCUCGCCUCGUUAGAUAAGGAUGCAGUUUCAUGGAUUGAGAACAUUCGAAAAGAGAGAGAGCAGUAUGAGUCUGCCAGAGCCAAAUACGAAAACUACUUGUCUGUGCACAGAACACUCGAGGACGCUAUUAUGAGUUUCGAUCCGCUCCCGAGAAGCUACGUGAGAGUGCCAGCUGGUUUGAAUGUUUCAAUUGAUGAAGAGAGAAUAUUAACUGUCGCCGACCGUCUGUAUCGGUUCAGCAAGAUCUUUCACCGCGACGACGAUCUGUUUUUAAUACAAUGGGAACCGUUCGUGCAAAGGGCGUUAACCCAGCACAACGUGACGAUUACAUUCGUGGGUUCUGAACAGCAGGACAUCCAGCUGCGGUUGUUGGAUGGUUUUGCGUACUUGCAAAGAGGCCAGGACAAGCUUAAGGCCAAGGGCUGGACGUUUACGCUCUCCAUACAAUGCACCAGCAUAGAAGGGGAAACGACUCGUGAUGGGUUUGACUCUCUGAACGAAUGUAAGCUCGUGUAUGAGCGUGGGAAGUUGAUUGAAACGACAGGCAAAAGAAUACAGCUUUCUUGUGCCUCGGAUGUCAAGAAUGCCGUGCAGAAGCUUCAACAGCAGCCUGGUUCAUCAGUGGUAUUUUUGUUUCUGAUCCAAGCGGUGAAUGAAAAGGCAAAGAAAGCUUUCGUCAAUCAUUUCUCAAUUGUGGAUCUUACCCAGAAAGACAUCGCAAGCCAGGCACAGACAAUCAACCUCAAGUCCACACAAGCAGAGACUCAGUUUUUCAGUCAUGUUCAAACCCACACAAGGAGCCUGUAUGUCUGUGAGUUUGACAAUACCGCUCCAGAUACGUUGAUACUUCUAUCAAGCAUUGCUCGUUCUUAG
This is a messenger RNA of Candidozyma duobushaemuli, 1770 nucleotides long. It is a transcript of the gene USO5, whose product is annotated as Uso5p. The transcript has a single exon. The record is from RefSeq and is a predicted model, not a curated record. Bases 1 to 1770 code for a protein of 589 amino acids. Lineage: Eukaryota; Fungi; Ascomycota; Pichiomycetes; Serinales; Metschnikowiaceae.